This is a messenger RNA of Catharus ustulatus (Swainson's thrush), 699 nucleotides long. RefSeq names its product inhibitor of DNA binding 1, HLH protein (gene ID1). Gene Ontology annotation, molecular function: protein dimerization activity; transcription regulator activity. Lineage: Eukaryota; Metazoa; Chordata; Aves; Passeriformes; Turdidae. Bases 56 to 418 code for a protein of 120 amino acids. Gene Ontology annotation, biological process: negative regulation of transcription by RNA polymerase II; cell differentiation; circadian regulation of gene expression. Gene Ontology annotation, cellular component: cytoplasm; nucleus. The record is from RefSeq and is a predicted model, not a curated record. The transcript has 2 exons.
UCCUUGUCCGCCCGCAGCGUCCCCGUUGUUCCUGUCGCGCUCGCAGCCCCUCGCCAUGAAGGUCGCCGCUGUCGCUUCUUCGCCGCUGCCCGCAGGCGCCGGUGGCCCGCUGAAGGCGGUGCGGCCCGGGGAGGCCGCCCGCUGCGGGCCGGUCCCAGGAGUGUCCCCGGUGGCGGCGGAGCAGGCGGCGGCCGCGCUGCUGUACGAUAUGAAGGGCUGCUACUCGCGGCUACGGGCGCUGGUGCCGACGCUGCCGCGGCACCGGCGGGUCUCCAAGGUGGAGCUGCUGCAGCAUGUUAUCGACUACAUCUGGGACCUGCAGCUGGAGCUGCAGUGCGGUCCCCCCCGCCCCGCCGCUGCUGGGGACUCCCCCGAGGCUCCGUGCAUUCCCGCUGCCGAUCGGAUCCUCUGCCGCUGAGACCGCUCUGGACCCUCCACGGACAUCAUCCCUGGGAUCCCGGUCCCGCCACGAACGUCGUCCCCGGGACCCCGUCCCUGAGCACCGCGGCUCACCUGCAUCCCCGGCUCCCCGGCGGGGCCGCCCUGGGGCCCCCCGCAGCCUGGGCAGGGGGUGCUGUGGGCCGGAUCCUUCCUUCUCAGAUUGCUGAGAGCAUUCCCCGUAUUGUAUAUUACAAUGAUGCUGGAGAAUAUUGUUUUACAAUAGCUGGAGUUUUGUUAUUAAACAAGCCCUGAUGACCA